AUGAAUUCGGAAGGCCAGGCUCAACAUGAGAAGCAGUUCGUCGAUGAGGCUCUCGAUAACACCGACCUGAGCAACAACCUCAGCGCCAAGAUCAAGAACCCGCUCGCGGGCAUCCCGCAGCAGACUCUGCUUCGCGACGUCGAGGAGUUCGCGGCCGAGUAUGGUCUUUCCGAUAUCGCGCCAUUGCUCAAGAAAGGCGCGCUUGUCGCUCAAAAUCCCGCCGAGUUCGAGAAUGUCGAGGGCCUUGACGAGACCGAACGCGGAGUUCUCCGUGACGAGGUCGUGCGCAAAUGGCACCAGCCCGCGGCGCUGUACAUGACCGUGAUUCUCUGCUCGAUUGGUGCGGCCGUGCAGGGUUGGGAUCAGACCGGCUCCAACGGUGCAAACUUGUCGUGGCCAGUCGCCUUUGGCAUCCCAGACAACGACACCACCAACCCGAACUACACCCGCAACCUCUGGCUCGUUGGCUUGGUCAACGCUGGCCCAUAUAUUGGGUCUGCCUUCUUCGGCUGCUGGCUCAGUGACCCGCUCAACAACUACUUCGGUCGGCGUGGUACCAUUUUCUUCUCCGCCGUCUUCUGCUUGCUCACCGUCAUUGGUUCUGGAUGCACACAGAACUGGUAUGAGCUGCUGAUCUGCCGUUUGUUGCUCGGUGUCGGCAUGGGCUCCAAGGCUUCGACGGUACCGAUCUACGCCGCUGAGAACGUGCCCGCCCUCAUCCGUGGUGGCUUGGUCAUGUCGUGGCAGAUGUGGACCGCAUUCGGCAUUUUCUUGGGUUUCUGCGCCAAUCUCGCUGUCUACAAUGUCGGCGACAUCGCGUGGAGAUUGCAGCUUGGAUCCGCAUUCAUCCCAGCCGUACCGCUGGUCGUCGGCAUCUACUUCUGCCCGGAAUCGCCACGCUGGCUCAUGAAGAAGGGUCGCUACGCACAAGCCUACAAGUCGCUUCUGCGGCUGCGAAACCAUCCGAUCCAGGCUGCUCGUGACCUCUACUACGUUCACGCUCAACUUCUCAUUGAGCACAAGGUCAUUGGCCAAACCAACUACGCCCAGCGCAUCAUCGAGCUGUUCACCAUCCCGCGUGUGCGCCGGGCUACCUUGGCGUCGUUCGUCGUCAUGAUCGCGCAACAAAUGUGCGGUAUCAACAUUAUCGCCUUCUACAGCUCCUCCGUCUUCGUGCAAGCCGGCGCAGACAACCUGCACGCUCUGCUAGCCUCCUUCGGCUUCGGCUUGGUAAACUUCGUCUUCGCCUUCCCAGCCGUCUGGACCAUUGACACGUUCGGUCGUCGCGCUCUGCUCCUCUUCACCUUCCCCAACAUGGCCUGGACGCUUCUCGCCGCAGGUUUGUGCUUCCUCAUCCCAGAGACAAGCCGCGCCCAUCUCGGCCUUGUCGCAUUCUUCAUCUUUCUCUUCGCCGCAUUUUACUCGCCAGGUGAAGGCCCCGUACCUUUCACCUACUCCGCCGAAGUGUUCCCGCUGUCUCACCGUGAAGUCGGUAUGGCCUGGGCCGUCGCCACCUGCCUGUUCUGGGCUUCCGUUCUCUCCAUGACCUGGCCGAGCAUGGUCGCCGCCAUGACGCCAACUGGCGCCUUCGGCUUCUAUUGCGGUCUCAACAUCCUCGCGUUCAUCAUGAUCUUCCUCUGGCUGCCGGAGACGAAGCAGCGUACUCUGGAGGAAUUGGACUGGGUGUUCGCCGUCCCCACGCGCAAGCACAUGUCCUACCAAGUCACCGAAUCUCUCCCGUACUUCUUCAAGCGCUGGGUGGCGAUGAACAAGAGCGCGACGCUCAAGCCGUUGUACAACUUCGACCACGUGGCGUCUGAUGCGCAGAGGUCUGCCAGUGUUACUGCCUACAACCAGGAGCACCACAAGCCGGCCGCGCAGCAAAAGGUUAACUUGUAG
This is a messenger RNA of Baudoinia panamericana UAMH 10762, 1899 nucleotides long. RefSeq lists its product as uncharacterized. Gene Ontology annotation, biological process: transmembrane transport. NCBI's taxonomy places the organism in Eukaryota, Fungi, Ascomycota, Dothideomycetes, Mycosphaerellales, Teratosphaeriaceae. Gene Ontology annotation, cellular component: membrane. The coding region runs from base 1 to 1899 and encodes 632 amino acids. The record is from RefSeq and is a predicted model, not a curated record. Gene Ontology annotation, molecular function: myo-inositol:proton symporter activity. The transcript is spliced from 2 exons.